Linnemannia hyalina is the source of this 381-nucleotide messenger RNA. Lineage: Eukaryota; Fungi; Mortierellomycota; Mortierellomycetes; Mortierellales; Mortierellaceae. The record is from the annotation of a GenBank genome assembly.
AUGGAGAUCAGCAUCGUCCCUCGUCUGUUCUGGUCUCCUCUCGCGGUCCUCUUGGCUAUGGUUGGCACCACCUUUUACAUUCUGGGCUCCGCUGCUCCGGUCCCAACUCGUCACGUCGGACCCAUUGCUAGUACCCGCACAACCUUCUUUCCAAUUCCUAUCAACGUCCGCCAUCCAGUUGUCACCCCUGUCAUUUACGAGCGCGACUUUCUCACUGCUAUCGCUCUUAAAGAACCCGAGUCCGAGUCUGUGAACGGUAUUGAGUUGUCCAAGCGCAGAGCGAUGGUCUAUGGGAAGCUUGAAUUUGUCGGCCAUCCAAAAUAUUAUACGCAUGACCUUCCUCCCAUUGCCUCGCCUGACGAUGAGAACCCCCAGCAUUAA